Messenger RNA from Megalops cyprinoides (Indo-Pacific tarpon), 1248 nucleotides. RefSeq names its product apolipoprotein C-II (gene apoc2). The transcript is spliced from 4 exons. Lineage: Eukaryota; Metazoa; Chordata; Actinopteri; Elopiformes; Megalopidae. The record is from RefSeq and is a predicted model, not a curated record. Gene Ontology annotation, cellular component: chylomicron. Gene Ontology annotation, biological process: lipid metabolic process; lipid transport. The coding region runs from base 95 to 655 and encodes 186 amino acids. Gene Ontology annotation, molecular function: enzyme activator activity.
AUGACACUCAUAUAUAUAGAGGCUAAGUCACCGGUGCUUCUCACCAACUACUGUUCACAUUUCCUGGGAAGGAGAGACGAACCCAAAGGUCACAAUGAACAAGCUUCUGGUCAUCACCGUGCUCAUAGCUCUCUUCUCCUUCGGCGCACAGGGCUUCCGUGUGCCAAGGCAGGCUGAGGAGGAGGAGGUAGUUGCCGGGGCGCCCGAGGAGGUGGUUGCUGAGGAGACGGUUGUGGGGGUGCCCGAGGAGGUGGUUGCUGAGGAGGCGGCUGCCGAGGUGCACGAGGAGGUAGUUGCCGAGGCGCACGAGGAAGUUGCUCCCGAAGAACCCGCUCCAGAGGAACCCGUCCCCGAGGAACCCGUUCCCGAGGAACCCGUCGCCGAGGUCGCCCCUGAGGAACACGCUCCCGAAGCUGUGCCAGAUGUAGUCGCACCCGAAGAGCCUGAAGGACCCGGACCCUUCACCAUGGCCUUCGACGCCAUUCGCCACGCCUGGGACACCUCUGUGGACACAGCCCACGGCUGGCUGGAGACCGUCAGGGGCCUGAAGCUGGAGGAGAAGGCCAAGAGCCUGUACGAGGACACCGCCAACGCCGUGACCACCUACUCAGGCAUCCUGCACGACCAGAUGUACCACCUCAUCUACUCCCAGUAAAUCCGGCACCACCCUCCCCACCAUGUGGCGCUACCUCAGCCCGUUCCCCCCAAGAGCCUUCCUCCUGUCUGCGCGCUACGCCUCAGACGACACGCACUUCAGACUCUGUCCCGCCCACACAGACACAACGCUCCACCCGAAACACCCUCCCCCACCCCCCCCCCCCCACCCCCCCGACACCAGGACAAGGGUCCGGCCAACAGUGGCCCCCUCAUCCUCCCCUGACAGCAAGUCGAUGUGCCACGCCUUUACCCACACCGGAGACGAGCCAAACCUCAAACACCACAGUACGCUACACCACAGAGAAAUCUAGCACUCAAUGGUACAGCAAGCUUUACCAAACCACCAUAGUAGCUUGGUCAACAAACCACAGAAUACAAACGAUUAACAGUUUGACAAUACAAUGGAGAGGAGCAAAGGAAUGUGCACCACAAUGGUGUAACCCUCACCUCUGAACAAUAGAACAUGUGGACAUGACAGCUCAGGUCUAUGCCACUUUCCUGGAGAGAAGAUUAUUUUUGUGUCACAGUUGAUUCCUAAAAAAUUAUCCAUGCAAGAAUUUAUUGAAAUAAAACCACGCAUUUGUAGAAAUA